This is a messenger RNA of Durotheca rogersii, 1259 nucleotides long. RefSeq lists its product as uncharacterized. The record is from RefSeq and is a predicted model, not a curated record. The coding region runs from base 260 to 1150 and encodes 296 amino acids. Gene Ontology annotation, cellular component: mitochondrion. The transcript is spliced from 11 exons. Lineage: Eukaryota; Fungi; Ascomycota; Sordariomycetes; Xylariales; Xylariaceae. Gene Ontology annotation, molecular function: homocitrate synthase activity.
CGGCCUAGGUGGGGCCCUGACUUGCUAACCAUAGUGAUUCAGUGCUGAGUGGGUAGCAUUUUCUUUUCGACGCUGGCGGCGAGAAAGUGGGAGCCAAGCCUGCCUACUUAUAUACCUAUAUCGACAACACCAACCAGGCCAGGAAACGCUCUCCAUUUUCUCCCAACGCCAGAAUACUAUACCUUCGUGUCCCUUCGUAUCUGUUGCAUCUCCUCUCUUCUCCCCUCCCAGCGCUCUCUAUCCACCCGCCUCGCCCGACAUGUCCGCGACUAACAGCUCCACGGCUACGAACGGCGCCAACGGCUCGAAUGGAGCGAACGGCUCCACGACUCCUCCGCGACGGUCGAAUCCUUACCAACCCAAUCCGGGCGAAUUCCUGUCCAAUGUCGGCAGAUUCAAGAUCAUCGAAUCAACUCUCCGCGAGGGAGAACAGUUCGCCAAUGCCUACUUCGACACGCCAACCAAGAUCAACAUUGCUAAGGCCCUCGACGCCUUUGGUGUUGACUAUAUCGAACUCACAUCUCCCGCCGCUUCUGAGCAGUCGCGCUUGGAUUGUAUUGAGAUCUCUUGCGAUAUCGAAACCCACUUUCACAAUGACACAGGGUGUGCUAUUGCCAACGCCUUCUGCGCCCUCGAAGCUGGCGCGACACACGUCGACACUAGCGUGCUCGGGAUUGGUGAGCGUAACGGGAUCACCCCCUUGGGUGGCUUCCUAGCACGCGUGGUAGUCACCAGCCCAGACUACGUGAAGAGCAAGUACAGGCUUGACAUGAUUAAGGAGAUCGAAGAUAUGGUGGCUGAGGCAGUAGAGAUUAACACCCCCUUCAACAACCCCAUCACCGGUUUCUGUGCCUUUACUCACAAGGCGGGAAUUCAUGCCAAGGCGAUCCUAAACAACCCUUCCACGUACGAGAUCCUGAACCCGGAAGACUUCGGCCUGACGCGAUACGUACACUUUGCCUCCCGGUUAACGGGUUGGAAUGCCGUCAAGACUCGAGUGACGCAACUCGGCUUGAAGAUGACAGACGAACAGGUCAAGCAAGUCACGGCUAGGAUUAAGGCUUUGGCAUCGGUACGACCGAUCGCCAUUGACGACGCCGACUCCAUCAUUCGUAGUUUCCACCUAAAUCUACACACCAUUACCAGCUGAGGAGUUCCGACAGUAGGCCGAGCAGAAUGUGUUACUUUUUCAACGAGGAGUUGCUUUCAAAAGGCGAAAGGGGCACGGAAGAUGAAAAAAAAAAGUUGUCAUAGUAUGC